Messenger RNA from Prorocentrum cordatum, 1087 nucleotides. NCBI's taxonomy places the organism in Eukaryota, Dinophyceae, Prorocentrales, Prorocentraceae. The record is from the annotation of a GenBank genome assembly.
CUCUUUCCUCCUCCUCAUCCCGCGUCCUCCUCCCUCCCUUCUCCUCCUCGCCUCCUCCUCCUCCUCUCCUCCUCUCCUCCUCUCCUCCCUCUCGUCCUCGUCGGCCUCCUCCUCUUCGUCCUCCUCCUCCUCCUCUUCCUCCUACUUCCUCCUCUCCCGAUGCUCGCGGGCGGCCGGCGGGGCGGAGACUCCUGGAUGCGGUCGCCAGGCCGCAGGCCUGGCGAGGCGAGCCGCAGCGACAUUGAAGCCCGCCUGAAGCGCUUCAAUGCGGGUCGGCUGAAGAACGUGGCCAUGGAAGGCGACUGGAGGGGCGUGGGCGAGCUCCUGGAGCAGAACGCCGACCCCAACGUCGAGGACGAGAAGGGGAAGCUGGCGCUGCACGCCGCGGCGUUCACGGGCAGCGUGGAGGUGCUCCGGCGGUUGCUGGAGGCGAGGGCGGACGCCAACAUGUCCGAGAGCAGCAGCGGGGACAGGCCUCUGCAGAUCGCGGCUUGGCAGGGGCACCGGCAGGCGGUGGACCUCCUGCUGGACCGGUCCGCCAAUACGGACGCCCCCGACGGCAGGGGUUGGACGCCGCUGUGCAGCGCCGCCAGCCAGGGGCACACCGCCAUCGUGCAGGCGUUGCUGGCCCGGGGGGCCGACCCGAACAAGAAGGUCACGGUGGAGAGGUGGGGGAGCGUGGCGCCCCUGGAGGUCGCGAAGGCGCAGAGACACAGAGACAUCGUGGAGGCGCUCCAGGCGGCUCUCGCGGCGAGAAAGGACAAGGCCUCUGCGUCGUCGCUGGCCGCCGCGAUAUUGCCGGCGCCCGGCGCCAACGGCGCGGGCGCGAUCGCCGCCAACUCUCCCGCGGCAAGGGCUGGUCGGGCAGGCCAUCUGUCGCGGCUGUGCGCCGGCUGCUGCUCCAUCUGCGGCCCGGCGACGCCAGGGACAAGGCGGUGAGGCCGUGCGGCGGGCUGUCCUGGCAUUUCGCGGGGCGCGGCCGGCUUCUACCUGUGAGAGCUGGCGGCCCCCUACGCGCGGACAGCGCCUUCGCGCCUGGGCUGUCCGUAGGCCUGCAGGCCGGGGCGGCGGGUCGGGUCCUCGGGAA